Messenger RNA from Pyricularia grisea, 2475 nucleotides. RefSeq lists its product as uncharacterized. The coding region runs from base 1 to 2475 and encodes 824 amino acids. The record is from RefSeq and is a predicted model, not a curated record. The transcript is spliced from 4 exons. NCBI's taxonomy places the organism in Eukaryota, Fungi, Ascomycota, Sordariomycetes, Magnaporthales, Pyriculariaceae.
AUGGUCCGCAACCCAAGAUACACAUUUGAGUUUGAGGAGCUCGUCCGUCGCUAUCUUCAAGAUGCUCAAAAUUCAAGCUCCAAGAUAGGCAUCGAGGACUUGAACCAGCAUAUCAAGGCGAAUGGGCAUGGUGAUGGAUUGAUAAAGGGACAGUUUAACUAUCUGAAAACGAGAUUUCGAAAUGGUGAGCUUGGCAUCGGAAACCUCAACCAUCGAGCGGCUGCUAUAGCUGCUGGUCUACUUGACCCUUCAGCUGGUCAACAGACGGGCAAUGCAGUGGCUAAUACUCCCAAAUCUGAUCCUCCCGGCCCAAAGACUCCAGUAAGCCUUGGUGCAACUCCUGUCAAGCAAGACUCCAUUCCCGCCCGGCCUGUCAAACCUACACCUCAACGUCCCGCCCCGGAACCUCAUCCGUACCCCAAAAGCCUCCAAGUCUUCCCCGACCUAGGUCUGCCACCGAUUGGUAGUCACCGCAAGGCCGAUAUCGCUUUUUUGCACUCAAAACGGCCACGUAACCAUGAUGAGCACCCAGGAACGACCCACUUUGGAGAUACCAGCAGCUCCGGGUCUUCAUCUCCAGUGCCGUCGGCCAUGGAUUUGUCCAAGGCUUAUAGCACAGCCAGGACAUCUUCACUUCUCCCCCCUAAGCCACCCGCAGAUGCGCUGCCACAGCCACAAGCCGACAAGGUGGUCCCGUUGGAUCCCAUGCUUAGCCAUUCGCCCAUUGUUGGCAAGACUGAUGCUCUGUCGUCCACAAGCUCUGUGCCGUUUGGGCAGGCUGGUGUAGAUGCUCAGAUGAAGGAGGCAGUCAAUACUCGGACUGGCGACAGUAUCUUUAAAGCUGGCAUCAUGAAAUCUUCUAGUCCGAAUUUUGUAUUGUCUGCUGGUGCCCGCGAGAAACUGAGGACUAUUCUCGAACCAGUCAAGUCUUUUGAGCAUCCUGCGCCUAGACAACCAUCACCAAGUGCUUUCUUCAAUGCCGCUGGCCACCAGGCUCAGAAACCGCAGUCGACCAACACAGCCACCGGAACUAUGGAGCAGAAAACCUCGCAAUCGUCUCAAAUCCCAGCCCAUCAGCCCUCCGGCAGCGGCCAGGUACCUCCCCAACCUUCAAAGGUUUCGCAAACCACAAAGCCCAUGAGCGCUCCCGGUAGCACGACGUUCAAGCCUAACAUGCUGCCACCAGGUGGACUGACACAUCCGCUGCCAUCCAAGCCCGUCAUCGAUGCGUCGCAGCCGAAGCGGCCCAAGCCAUCACCCUGGCACGAGCCCAGCUCCCUAUCCAUGUCGACGAGCGGUAACGCCCAGGCAAGUAUUGCGAGCGCUCAGGAGGCGAACAUGCGCAUGUCCCAGGCUAGAUCGUUCCCGUCGAGUCCCAUCAUCGGCCACACGGGCUAUCCUACUAUAGGCUCCAAGGUGGCCACAUCCAACCCCGCCAAUGUUAGCCAGGCUGUUUGUUCGAGGCCCGAUAUCCUCGGCCCAAACUCUGGCGUGCCGAACCUGGGUGGGCUGGUUAUGUAUGGUGUGCCAUCCGAAGCCGGAGGUCAGAUCGGCAGCAAGCGCAGGUUUUCUCAGAUGGAGAACGGAGGUACAGCUCACGGCGGCAGCAGUGAGCUGCACUUGGUCCCAGGUGUGCAUCGGCAGGCAGAAGGAGUCGUAGGGCGGGCUCUGUCACAGUUCGGUUCUUACCCUCCUCUGGACAUGUACUGCUCUGGGCAAGCUCCAGCCUCGAGUGGAGACACCCAGAAACUCAAUCAAACCGGUAGUGAUGGACAGACUGCUGCUGUUACUCAUAGUGGUCGAGUCGAGUCCAGAAGAUUCAUCCUAGGUGCCGGCAAAGACGACGCCAAAAAAGGCUCUGUCAAGCCGGAGCGGUCGAGAAGUCCCGUGAAGCUCCCAGUCCCUUCUCAUCGCACGGAGAAUGAAGAGAAGGCAAUCUUGCCAGAGCAACCCAAUGCCAUCAGCACAGGUGGUGGGCAGCCCAACUACAAUUCCACUGCUGAUAAUCCCCAGGAAGAUACUGUCAUGAUGGAUGAUGCACUGGCCGGCCUGUCAAAGUACACAGACGAAGAGCUGUCCGCUGCCGCUAUGAUGGACAACGAUAUUUACAUCGCACCGGACAACAAUCUUGUCACGGCUGGUGGCGGAGUUGCACAUCCUCAACCUGCGACACAAAUCGACUACAGCGCUCCAUCUGGCACAAUCUCCCGAAACGCGCCGACCCUCGACGUCGAGUCCGCACCCACAUACUACGUCGCGCCGCCGGACCCGGGCCCUGUAGACGUGUAUCUGUGUGGUCCUGGCGCGGAGACUUGCCCGAUCUCGCCGGCCGUCGUCCACUUUCACUGCCGGCGUAACGGAACCGUAAUCUUUGGUGGCAUGGGCGACUUCCAGGCGGCGGCAAUCAUGUAUCAGCGUUCGGAGAAGUGCCAGAGUCGCGCCGGGCAGGGUGUACUGAGUACAAAUCAGAUUUGA